GUCUAAAGAGCGGCGCAAGCGUACAAAUCUUUGAUGACGCAUUUGCUCAUCGAGUGUUUGUGAGAUGGCCAGCAGAGUACGUGUAUACAGAGCAUGGCCUUGGAGUUAAGGGAGCUCCAUGACGUCUUCAUGUCUACCUCUGACUCGGAGACCUUGGGUCGAUGCCUCGCGUUGGACAUUUGACCAUUGUUGACUUUGCACAUGCUUGAGCUCUUAUAAGUUAUUAGAUGUAUUCACGCUCAAGAGCUGACUCGCACACAUGGGGCAAUCGAUCAGAAUCUCUUGUAAGCGAAACUGAAGGUUGAGAGUGCUGGAGCACGCGAGUCAGUCUAGCGCCACCGUUAUCGAUAGUGUUCCCAACCCCUCACCAACCAGAAACGAGAUCGUCUCCUACUUAAGCACAUUCACAAGACGCAUGAUGACCCAAAUAAUAGAAUCGUUACGGCAACAAAUAGGGCAUCAUGAAGCCGCAUUACAGGAUCUACGACAGCAGCUAGCAAAAGCAGAACACAACCAACAGCAACAAGAGAAGGUUCUGCGUCAGAAACCAAAGCUUUCCAACGACCCUUUGGACCAUGACAUGAAUUUUGGGGUCCCAGAUGAUUUCCGAUCAGAGAUAUUUGCGAUCUUGGACCAGGAGCCUUCAGCAGACAAUAGCACAGCUGAAGAAAGAAGAUGGCCGCUCGAGCCACACGAAUACAAGAGGUAUGGAAGGCAACUGAUAAUGCCUGAGAUUGGGUUGCAGGGGCAGCUCAAGUUGAGGAAAGCCAAAGUGCUCAUCGUGGGCAUGGGCGGUCUAGGAUGUCCAGCUGCAGCUUACUUGGCGGGAGCAGGAGUUGGUAUCCUGGGACUGAUAGACGGAGACGUCGUCGAGGAGUCCAACCUGCAUCGCCAAAUACUUCAUUCCACUGCAAGAGUAGGCAUGACCAAAGUGGAAAGUGCUAUGGUCGCGCUGAGCUCCCUCAAUCCAAAUGUCAAGCUUGUGCCUCACACAGCCCGUCUUACCCCAGACAUUGCCAUUGAAGCUUUCAGGGACUACGAUCUUGUUCUCGACUGCACAGAUAACCCAGUAUCACGAUAUCUCAUCUCAGACACUUGCGUCCUGCUUGGUAAGACGCUUGUUUCAGCAUCAGCGCUGCGUAUCGACGGCCAACUCAUGGUACUAAACAACCCACCCCUGCCAGCAGGUGACGCGCAAGGAGGGCCUUGCUACCGAUGCAUAUUUCCUAAGCCGCCACCGCCAGAAUCGGUCGUGUCCUGCGGAGAUGGAGGUAUUCUAGGGCCUGUUGUAGGUGUCAUGGGUGUGCUUCAAGCUUGCGAGGCUAUCAAAGUUCUAACUCAGAAGCCUAACACAACAACGUCACCACCGACAGAGCCACCUACUUUACUGCUGUUCUCAGCAUACUCAAAUCCCAUGUUCCGGUCAAUACGCUUACGUACACGGAAGCCAAAAUGUGCAGCGUGCUCGGCGCAGGCAGCAGUCACAUCUGAAGCACUAAACUCGGGAAGCUUGGACUACGUACAGUUCUGCGGAAGUAUCAAUCCAAUCGAUGCACUCAAUCCACAAGAACGCAUAUCUGCUGCGAACUACGCGAAGCUCCGCUCCGGAGUGAACCCAUUCACAGGCACUGUGUCGAGCAGGGACAGCCACAUCCUCGUUGACACUAGGGAGAGCGUCCAGUAUGAGCUUUGCAACAUCGAUGGAAGCCGCAACGUGCCGUUCUCUGCGGUCUCUGCAACCCGUACCAACACCAGCAACGGCAACUACGACUCAAUGGGAAUCGAGGAGCCACUUUGGGUACAAAAUUUAAGGCAACAACCAGACAAACCAAUCUUCGUGGUGUGUCGACUGGGAAAUGAUUCACAGAUGACGGUAAAGAAGAUGAAAGAGCUGGGUCUCGAUUAUGGCGGCAAGAGGUUCAUCGGGGAUAUACGAGGUGGCCUGCGGGCCUGGAAAGAGACGGUGGACCAUGAGUUUCCAGAGUAUUGAAGACCUUUCAGAUGAUUGCUGUCGAGCAGUGUCAAGCUCAGCGAGAAGCACUUGUGGACGCCAACUUGAACAAAAGUAUUCGUGCCAAGGCACCGUCAAGAGAUGAUUCUUGGCGAACGGCGAAAGUUGCGGUCUCUGCUUUCUUUGUGAGGCUCGAGCAAUCCGAGCUCUAUCUGCAGUGCAAUAGCGCAAGAUGAGUCCCAAGUUCCAGUGCUGUGUGUGUUGAAGUUGUUGAGAGCAGUCGGCCAAGAACAACAUUGUGCCCAGAGAUAGUGGCCAUAGCAU
Macroventuria anomochaeta is the source of this 2275-nucleotide messenger RNA. RefSeq lists its product as uncharacterized. The transcript is spliced from 3 exons. Bases 416 to 1990 code for a protein of 524 amino acids. The record is from RefSeq and is a predicted model, not a curated record. Gene Ontology annotation, cellular component: cytoplasm; cytosol. Gene Ontology annotation, molecular function: adenylyltransferase activity; URM1 activating enzyme activity; thiosulfate-cyanide sulfurtransferase activity. Gene Ontology annotation, biological process: tRNA wobble position uridine thiolation; protein urmylation. NCBI's taxonomy places the organism in Eukaryota, Fungi, Ascomycota, Dothideomycetes, Pleosporales, Didymellaceae.